AUGGGAGCCCAGUGGUCGCAGUUCUUCCCUCCUAAGCCAACCUUUACAGAGGCAAACGUCGACAAUCAAGAGGGCAAGGUCUUCAUCGUCACCGGCGGCGCCUCUGGCAUCGGCCUCGAAGUCGCCCGGGUUCUGUACCUCAAGAACGGAAAAGUCUACAUUGCCACGCGCUCCGAGGAAAAGGCUCGCAAAGCAAUCGCCGACAUCCAGGCCUCUGGCACCUCCAACGGCAGCCUCGAGUUCCUGCACCUGGACCUGGCCGACCUGGCCAGCAUCAAAGCCUCAGCCCAGGAAUUCCUGGCUAAGGAAUCCAAGCUUCAUGUACUCUGGAACAACGCCGGGGUCUCCCAGCCCCCCCUUGGGAGCGUCUCGGCCCAGGGCAUUGAGCUGCAGCUUGCUACAAACUGUCUCGGGCCGUUUGCCUUUACGCAGCUGCUUCUUCCUCUACUCAAAUCGACGGCUGCAGAUGAGGCCACGCCCAAGGGUUCGGUUCGUGUAGUCUGGCUUUCCAGCCAGGUCAUGGAGCUAUCUGCUCCUCCCGACGGCAUCAUCUUGAGUGAAGUCCAGACGCCUACCAAAGACCGAAACCGCAACUACACCAACUCAAAGACUGGAAACUACUUCCUCGCUACCGAGCUUGCUCGGAGAGAGGGUCCCUCAUCCAUCGUGAGCGUGUCUCUGAAUCCGGGCGCCAUCAACUCCAAUCUCCUGCGCCACACGCCUCAUCUCAAGUACCUGGCCUACCCGCUGCUGCACAAGCCCCGGAUGGGAGCUCUGAGCGAGCUUUACGCUGGGCUUUCGACGGACAUUGGCUUGGAGAACAAUGGAUGCUACGUCAUUCCUUGGGGGCGAAUCUCACACAAUGUUAGGGAAGACCUGGUCAAGGCCUCGAAACCCACCGAGGAGGGAGGGUCGGGAAGGGCCCAGGAGUUUUGGGAUUUUUGUGCCGAGAAGACGAGGGACUACCUGUAA
Messenger RNA from Trichoderma reesei QM6a, 972 nucleotides. RefSeq lists its product as uncharacterized. NCBI's taxonomy places the organism in Eukaryota, Fungi, Ascomycota, Sordariomycetes, Hypocreales, Hypocreaceae. Bases 1 to 972 code for a protein of 323 amino acids. The transcript has a single exon. The record is from RefSeq and is a predicted model, not a curated record.